Messenger RNA from Apodemus sylvaticus (European woodmouse), 1594 nucleotides. RefSeq names its product translocase of outer mitochondrial membrane 40 (gene Tomm40). The transcript is spliced from 10 exons. NCBI's taxonomy places the organism in Eukaryota, Metazoa, Chordata, Mammalia, Rodentia, Muridae. Gene Ontology annotation, molecular function: transmembrane protein transporter activity. The record is from RefSeq and is a predicted model, not a curated record. Gene Ontology annotation, biological process: protein import into mitochondrial matrix. Gene Ontology annotation, cellular component: mitochondrial outer membrane; mitochondrial outer membrane translocase complex. Bases 112 to 1197 code for a protein of 361 amino acids.
CAUGGGGCGGGGAAACAGCGGCGGCGGCGGCAGCGGGUUCGGUUGCGCAUAGCGCACGGGGUAGGAGCGGAGCCCAGGCCGGGAACAGGCGCCGCAGCCGCCGCCAAUACCAUGGGGAACGUGUUGGCUGCUAGCUCUCCGCCCGCAGGGCCACCGCCGCCUCCUACGCCGUCCCUCGUGGGGCUACCGCCGCCGCCUCCUUCGCCGCCAGGCUUCACGCUGCCGCCGCUCGGGGGCGGCCUGGGCUCUGGGUCAGGUGCUGGCCGCGGUUCGGAACGGACUCCCGGGGCUGCGGCCAGCGGCGCGGCGGCGGCCUCGGACGAUGGGAGCUGCGGCUGCCUGCCCAACCCGGGGACGUUCGAGGAGUGCCACCGGAAGUGCAAGGAGCUGUUUCCGGUUCAGAUGGAAGGUGUCAAACUUACAGUCAACAAAGGGUUGAGCAACCGUUUCCAGGUGACCCACACAGUAGCCCUCGGCACAAUUGGGGAGUCCAACUACCACUUCGGGGUCACAUACGUGGGGACGAAGCAGCUGAGUCCCACAGAGGCGUUCCCCGUGCUGGUGGGUGACAUGGACAACAGCGGCAGCCUCAAUGCUCAGGUCAUCCACCAGCUGAGUCCGGGCCUCAGGUCCAAAAUGGCCAUCCAGACCCAGCAGUCCAAGUUCGUCAACUGGCAGGUGGACGGAGAGUACCGAGGCUCCGACUUCACGGCUGCCGUCACCCUGGGCAACCCAGAUGUCUUGGUGGGUUCAGGGAUCCUCGUGGCCCACUACCUCCAGAGCAUCACCCCGUGUCUGGCCCUAGGUGGAGAGCUCGUCUACCACCGGCGGCCUGGAGAGGAGGGCACUGUCAUGUCUCUAGCUGGGAAAUACACACUGAACAACUGGUUGGCUACAGUAACGCUGGGCCAGGCAGGCAUGCAUGCGACGUAUUACCACAAAGCCAGUGACCAGCUGCAGGUGGGUGUGGAGUUUGAGGCUAGCACCAGGAUGCAGGACACCAGUGCCUCCUUUGGGUAUCAGCUGGACCUGCCCAAGGCCAACUUCCUCUUCAAAGGCUCAGUGAACAGUAACUGGAUCGUGGGAGCCACGCUGGAGAAGAAGCUCCCGCCCUUGCCUCUGACACUGUCCCUCUGCGCCUUCCUGAACCACCGCAAGAAUAAGUUCCUGUGUGGCUUUGGUCUCACCAUCGGCUGAGCCCUCCCGCCCUUCCUCUGCAGACCACCGCUGGGCCGGCUGCCCUCCCCUCCCCUCCUCUCCCUCUCUCUUGGGGUUGGGGCAGUGGGAAGGAGGGGACCUACCCCAUGUCCGACGAUCCCCAGCGCCAGGGGACAGUGUGCAGGGAGCCUGCGGUCCCGGAGGGAGUUCUGGGAUCUGAAGGGCGCCCAGGCAGAGGCGCAGAGGCGGCUACACAGGCUCAGGGAGGAAAGACUUGAUGUCCCUGUCCUCCUGAGGGCAGCAGAGGAGCGCCAGGCCGCCUGUCGCUUUCCCCUCCACCCCUCCAUAGAAAUCAUGUUUAUAAGUUAUGGAAAACGGGACAUUUUACAGAAAAAAAAACUUAAAAAACAAAAAAUACACAUGGAAAAAAAUAGGA